Molecule: messenger RNA, 1411 nt
Organism: Camellia sinensis
Lineage: Eukaryota; Viridiplantae; Streptophyta; Magnoliopsida; Ericales; Theaceae
Product: acetylajmalan esterase 1
Molecular function (GO): hydrolase activity, acting on ester bonds
Source: RefSeq, a predicted model, not a curated record
UAUAUAUUGUCAGUUGUUGCAAGUAUUGAUUACCACUCUAUUGCUUUUCUUCUCUCUAGUCUCAAUGGCCAUCACUGGAUUGCUUUUGUCUCUCUUUGCUAUAGUUCUUGCCUUGCAUUCAUGCUAUGGUCAUCCCCUUAAGGUUUGUAAGUUUGAUCAAAUAUAUCAAGUUGGAGAUUCGAUAUCCGACACGGGUAAUUUGAUCCGUGAGAGCCCUAUUGGAGCUGCCACUCCAUUCGCUCGCCUUCCCUAUGGUGAAACGUUCUUCAAGAAUGCAACUGGUCGCUGCUCAAAUGGCUUGCUUAUGAUUGAUUUUCUUGCAAUGGCUGCGGGACUUCCGUUUCUCAAUCCAUAUAAGAACAUUGAUGCUGACUUUAGACAUGGAGUGAAUUUCGCAGUAGCUGGCUCUACUGCAUUACCAAUCGAAGUUCUCGCUAAUCAGAACAUUUCAUCCCCAUUAACCAGUAGCUCACUUACCGUCCAACUUGAUUCAAUGUUCACCCAUUUCAAUUCUAUCUGCUACACAGAAAAAGAUUGUAUGGAGAAACUUAAAAAUUCUCUAUUCAUGGUUGGAGAGAUAGGAGGCAGUGAUUACAAUUAUGCAUUGUUUCAAGGCAAAAACAUUAAUGAAGUAAAAGAAAUUGUGCCAAGCGUUAUUCAAGCCAUAAAGAAUGCGGUUAGAACAGUGAUUCAUUAUGGGGCUGUUAGAGUGGUAGUCUCCGGUAAUUUUCCCAUAGGUUGUCUUCCUAUUUAUCUUACUGGAUUUCAGACCGAGGACCAUGCAGCUUAUGAUGAGAAUCUAUGUUUGAAAGAACUAAAUAGCUUUUCGAUGUAUCACAAUGAGCGUUUACAACAUGCUAUUGAAGACUUGAAGAUAGAGUUUCCUAAUGCAGUUAUUGUGUACGGUGAUUAUUACAAUGCAUUCCAGUGGCUUUUCAAAAAUGCUCCCUAUCGUGGAUUUGAUGCCAUGUCUACAAAGAAAGCUUGUUGUGGAAUUGGAGGUGACUACAACUUUAGUGUCACCCAAAUGUGUGGGGCUCCAAAUGUUACAGUUUGUUCCAAUCCCAAUCAACACAUAAGUUGGGAUGGAGUUCACUUGACACAAGAGGCCUAUAAGAUCAUGACUGGAUGGCUCAUUCAUGAUUUCUUACCAAAGCUUCAAUGCAGUUGGUCUUGAUUAAUUAGACUUGUAAUUAAAGUGGUUAAGAGUUUUUGGUAUUUGGCUUUGGGAUGAUUUGCUUUCUUCAUAAUUGUCAUCUUUGUUAGAUUUUGCUUUGGAGUUUAUGAUUUGAAGUUUUUAUGAGUUGAUAAAUUUGACUUGGAAUUAGCAAAGAUAAGAAACAUAGAUUCAAGUUGUUUCAUAGGCUUCACCAUUUUAUAAAGCAUUGUCUCAAACAAUUUGUUUUAAGAA